AAAUCAGUUCACUUGGAAGAUCCAUUUAAUGAUGAACAACGUGAGCGACAUGAAGUAGAAAUGCUUGCCAAGAAGUUUGAGGCAAAAUAUGGUGGAAAGCCUCACAAACAUCGGAAAGAUCGGCUGCAGGACCUAAUCGAUAUAGGUUAUGGUUAUGAUGAAACAGACCCUUUCAUUGAUAAUUCUGAAGCGUAUGAUGAAUUGGUUCCUGCAUCCCUGACAACCAAAUAUGGAGGGUUUUAUAUCAACACUGGUACACUGCAGUUCCGACAGGCAUCUGAAUCAGAAGAUGAAGACUUUGCAGAAGACAAAAAACAUAGGCCACCUAAAAUAGCAAAGUUAAAAGAAAGUGAAGAUCGUGGAAUGAAGAAGCGCAAGCGGAAAGAGGAAGGGACAGAAAAGGAGAAGAAGCCUCGGAAAAUGAAAGUUCCUAAGCAGUUGGGAGUAAUGGCCUUAAAUUCACACAAGUCUGAGAAGAAGAAAAAGAAAUUGUAUAAAGACUCGCUUUCUCUGGCUGCCAUGAUCCGUAAAUUUCAAAAGGAGAAGGAAGCCAUGAGGAAGAAGGAAUCUAGUCCAAAACCUCCAGUGACUGUCGCAACCCCUACCCCUAGUAAAAUUCCUUCCUCCUCUCUCAGUGCAGGAAACGAUAUCUCUGACUUGAAUCUUAGGAUCAACGAUCCUGUCCUCUCCAUUUUUGGUAGCACAAAUGAACCUGAGCUCCUGCAAGAAACUGAAAGUGCCCUGGAGAUGCUGGGAGACAUUGACUUUGACAAGUUGCUUGAUGGCACUUCUGAUGGCAGCCCGGUAUCUGAGCUGUCAGGAGAAAAUGGAAAUGUCACUCAGGCAACCUACACCUCUCAGGUCAUGACACCCAAGCAGGUGCCUGCCCUCCCAGAAGGUCUGCCUGUGCUACUUGAAAAGCGCAUUGGAGACCUUCGAACAGCUGCCAAGAUGUUUGAUGAAGAAGGCAGGAAGAAGUUUUUCACGCAAGACAUGAAUAAUAUUCUUCUGGAUAUUGAGCUACAGUUACAGGAGGUAAAUCCUGCCAUCCGCAGUGGAGUGUACUCUCACCUGGAGGCUUUUGUGCCAUGCAAUAAGGACACACUGAUAAAGCGUCUGAAAAAGUUACACCUCAAUGUCCAGGAUGACCGCUUGAGAGAACCAUUGCAAAAGCUGAAACUGGCUGUCAGUAAUGUCAUGCCUGAACAGUUAUGCAAGUAUCAAGAGGACUGCCAGGCCCGCAAUCAAGCCAAGAAUGCCAAGUUGCAAACGGAAGAUGAACGAGAGAAAAAUGGAUCAGAGGAAGAUGAUGAUGAGAAACCCGGAAAGAGGGUUGUGGGACCCAGAAAGAAGUUUCAUUGGGAUGACACAGUGAGGUCUCUGUUGUGUAAUCUUGUCAAGAUCAAGCUGGGAUGCUAUGAGCUAGAGCCAAAUAGAAGUCAGUCUGCUGAAGAUUACCUCAAAACCUUUAUGGAAACAGAAGUGAAACCACUUUGGCCUAAAGGCUGGAUGCAGGCAAGGAUGCUUUUUAAAGAAAGCCGAAGUGUUCACAAUCACCUCACUUCUGCUCCGGCAAAGAAGAAGGUGAUUCUGGCCCCUAAACCCAAAGUGAAGGACUCCAGUCCAAAAAAAGAACAGAAGACCUGUAUGUCUUCAGUCAAUUCAAGUUGUGCUACUGUACUGAGUUCCAGCACACCUGUCUGCACCCCAGCCAGCUCUAGCUGCACACCAGCUCCAGAGACGAUCUGCUUGGAUGACUCACUGGAUGAAGACCUCUCUUUCCAUCCACCCUCACUGGACUCUAUUUCCGAUGCUCUGGCAGUUAUCAAUAAUGGUGCCAAGGGAUCACCUCUUGGGUCCACCAUAGACACACCAACAUCCAGACCUCGCCCUGGGCUGAGGGAAGAGAAACUAGCAAGCAUUAUGAGUAAGUUGCCUCUGGCAACUUCAAAGAAAGUAGAGCCCACUCAGACAUCCCAUUCAUCAAGUCUUAUUGCUGGUCACACAGGGCCAGUACCAAAGAAACCCCAGGACUUAGUUCACACUGGUAUCUCUUCAGGCCUUAUUGCUGGAUCUUCAAUUCAAAAUCCCAAGGUUUCCUUAGAGCCUUUGCCAGCCAAACUACUUCAGCAAGGACUACAGAGGUCAAGUCAGAUCCAAUCUGCUUCCUCUUCUUCUCAGACUCAUGUUUCUUCCUCUAAGACCCAAGCAGCUGUUUCCACCUCCUCUCAAAGAACCAAGGAUGCUAGUAUCUUGGUAUCAUCUUCUGAGACUCAAGGUGGUACUUCCUCAACAUCACAAGUGACAAAGGUGCACCAGCAUUCAGCUGUACAGCAGAAAUAUGUAACUCCUUUGCAAGCAACUAUUAGUAAAUCACAGACCAAUCCUGUGGUGAAAUUGAGUAGUAAUCCCAAACUGUCUUGCUCAUCACCAAUCAUCAAGGCUCAAGAUAAGUCUGUAGUAUAUCGCCUGCCUUUGUCUAAUCCCUCAUCUGGAAGCAGCUCUCAAGUGUCUCACCCACUGGUUUCUCGGACAACAUCCAGCACCUCUACCUCUAGUAACUAUUUAGCCAAGGCUAUGGUGUCACAAGUUUCUUCCCAGGGUUUCAAGCCUCCCUUCUCCAUGGCUGCCUCUCCCAAACCUGCUGCCUCUCCCAAGCCCACUUCAUCUAAGCCCUCUGUGACACCCAAGCCCAAUGCAUCACCUAAAUUUUCAUCGAAGUCCACCUCAUCCCCCAGGCCUGCAACAACACCCAGUUCUUCCAGUUCAAGUGCACUAGUUUCCCAGAGUAGUCACUCCAGCAACAACCCCCUUCAUAAACAGACCAGUGGUGUAAAUAUCAGCAGGCAGUCUCCCACAGUGAAUUUGCUGUCCUCUAAUCGCACCUCAGGCCUUCAGCCUGCAAAGAACCCUCAGGCUUCUUCAAAAUUGCCCAACUCUUCUCCUUCUGGAACUGUUGGUAAAAAUAAUUUGGGUGGAGUUGGAAUGAAUGUACCUGCCAACAGAGGCAGUAACCUUAACUCAAGUGGAGCUAGUAGGACUAGUCUGUCUGGGGGAACAGGAAGUGGAACACAGGGUGCUACUAAACAAUUGUCAACUCCACACAGACCAUCUUCUGCCUCAGGGUCUCCAGUUGUAGCAGCCAGCGUGCAGUCAACAGCAGGAGCGUCGUUACUGGCUAACGCCUCACCUCUGACUCUCAUGGCAUCACCCCUGUCUGUAACCAGUCAGAAUGUGACGUCUGCACCAUUAACUCCUUUUGGGAUGCUGGGUGGCCUUGUUCCUGUGACUGUGCCCUUCCAGUUUCCCUUGGAGCUGCUUGGCUUUGGGACGGACACAGCUGGAGCGACAACCACCUCGGGAUCUACCUCAGCGGCUUUCCACCACAGCCUAACUCAGAACUUACUGAAGGGUUUACAGCCAGGUGCUCAGCAUGCAGCGACGCUGUCUCACUCACCUCUGCCUGCUCACUUGCAGCAAGCUUACACAGAUGGAGGCCAAAGUAAAGGGGACACUAAGUUACAGCGGAAAAACCAGUGACUUCUGGACAAGCAAGGGAGCUGAAGCAGUUCUGGUUGGCUGACAGAAUCUGCCCAGUUGGGAAAGUGCUUAUUGUCACAGGGCUGCUGUUUCUGUCGAUGUUUACAUAUUCUGAUCCUAAGCACUGUGGUGAGAGGAAGAAGAAAAAUAAAACAAUACUUGAUCAAAAGAGAGAAGGAAAAGGAGGACUGGUCCUCCUGGUCAUGCAGACUGGUCAUAGCUUGAUAUUGCCUAAAGAAACAACGUUUUUUAUCUGCUCUGAUUGGCUCUUAAAAGAAAUUGAUCGUCAAACCCACAGCAGCACCAACAUUUUUGUCUGGGUGAAGUCCAAUGAAAAGUGGAAACCAUGAGAGGAGCUAGAAUAGGUUUCUCCAUUCAUUGUGUAAGGUGGAACCAUUCACUUCUUUAGUGCCCAGAGUGCCCAGGGUAAGAUUAUGUGUAGGUCCUGAGUGUAUUAAACGGUUGUGGACCAAAGGUUAUGUAGAAUAGAGGUGGUGCUGGGAUACUUUGCAUUAUAAUUAAACCUUUACACAAAUGCAGUUUUUGAUAAUGGGCAUUUUUCCAGAUUUACAAGGCUGUUUGGCUUAGGGAAUCUACAGGUGUAUGCAGUCUCAUUAGAGAAUUGUCUUCAAAAACAGAUCUCCUGGUACAUCAAGAUGUGAGACACACACUAUUUGUUUGAUUUUUUUUUUUUUUUAAGUACAAAAAUUCUUAUUUAAGAGAGGAAGGGGAUGGAAAAUUUUUCAUUACAUGAAAAGGAAACCCACAUUUGAUUGGUCAGACUAGCAUUUCUUUCCCACAUUAUAUUUUUAAAGGCAUGCUAAUGUUUCAGUCCUUCCAUUUGUUAAACUUUCUUUUACCUCUGCCACGUGCUUAUUUGCUACUGAAAUUGUUAUGUUCUAUUCAUGUCUUUCAUAAACAACAACCAGUUCUUUGCUGAUUCUCGAUCUUCAUUUUUCAUCUAACUCUUCCCAAAAGCCAUGCAUUAUACUGAUUUCCUAGUUAAAGAAACCUGAUUGUGACCUAUUCCAGAGUCAGGUUAAUACUGCUUCAGGCAUUAGCCAAAGAGGAGUCGUUCAAAAGCGACCAGAGGUGCCUUCUCUUCUGGGGGCUUGAAUGGGUUGUCUCCAGCAUUUCCAGCCCCUGCUGGCCUGGGGAGUGUCUGACCUGAACUCUUUCUUACAUGGUAGCACAAGACUGCAAAGCUGGCUUUUUUUUUUUUCUUUGAUAGCAAUACAUCAACUGGUUGACGUGUAAGAUUAGAAAGUAUCCAGCACAUGUUGCACUUUCAACACUAGGACAGAACUUUGCUAUUGCAUCCCUUGCGCUGUCAGAUAAAAGGUGAGAAUGGCAAAAAGUUAAAUAAGUCAUUGGGGAAAGGAGCAAAUAAAGUAGUAGGAUGCCCUUCUCCUUCAGCCCUAAAACAUUCCUUUGACCAGAGAUGCUGAAAUUCCUAGUAAAUAGUUUUUCCAGUAGUUUGACCUGAGAUCGAACCAGAGACUACUGGUUAUCUCACACCUUUUAGAGCGACUUUGACCCAUGAAUAAUUAAUCUUCAAUGUUUUUUGCUAGAUUAUUUCGAGCUUGCAGGUUUCUUUUACAUGUGAUUUAUUUUUCUUAGAUCAGACAACAAUUUCUUUUCUAUUUAGAGCUCAUUUUAAUUUUAUAUAAAUAUAUAUACAUAAAUUUAAAAUAAUAUAUAUUGUGUAUUUAGUAUAAAGAUGUUGGGUUGAGCUCAGCAAUAAAUGUUUUUGCACAACACUUCUGUGAAAGACAGAUUGAAUUAAGAUGCAUUAGUUCAUUAAUUUCACUCCACAGCAUCUGCCAAUUAAAUGCUUUUUAGCUAGCGCUAAUGUUUUGUAUGUGGCGUGUUGAUUAGAUAAGCUUGCAUCUCCACUGAGGUUAUUAAGAGUUGAAAUAUACAGCUGUGUAGACCCUGGCAUUCUUAAUACUGCACAAAUUCUCUCAAAAUACCAUGAACUAUUUAGAAUGCAAGCUUUAUCUGGUUUUUUCCCCUCUUUUCUCCAGGAAGGGUUGAAGGAAGACAACUUUUGUUUUUUGAGGCCCAAUGGUUCUGGCAGGAUGUUAAUUCUCUGAACUGUGUCAAACCUGACAAUUUUAACAUUGCAUGUAGCUAAGGGAGUUGUGGCAGUGAGCCACUGGGCAGCAAUAUAUUUAAAAGACCCUGUCCUAAGAGUUCUACCUCUUCUAUGUUUUCCUCAUCAAGGCAUCUCAUUCAAAUUGCCAUCUUUUGUCUUCAUACUUAAUGAAAUUUUAGACUGGGAGACUUGGAGCCCUUUAUAACUACAGCACAAAUUCCCUUUCAGCGUUCCUCUCUUCCUGGAAGUAUGCUUCAUCUUCAGUUGAAGAGCAUCCUCUCUAAAUCAUGAGGGUAGGAGCAGUGCUGCCUCUGUGUCCUACUGAGCUUCUCAGUCUUGGGAAACAAGUAAACUAAUACUUCUUGUGGAAAUAGUAGGAUGAUGAGAAUAAAGAUGACCAUAUGUUGUUUGUGACUUCAGUUCAAACAGCCCCCCAGCAGGUAACUGUUUUCAGUCAUUAUGCUCCUGAGCUUCUUUGGAACGAGCAACAUAGGGAAUGUAGACCCUUUCAUUGCUGUUCCCUAUUCUCCCUGGUUAAACUUAGCAAGGCCGAGUCAAAGGAAAUCAUAGGGUAAUUCCCUACCUAUGCAGGUAGCAUAGACAGGAUGGGGAAGGGAAAGAUUGCUGCAGCGUCCAAAUGCGAAAUUAGGUUAAUGUUUUACUAUUUUCUGCACAGCAGCUCUUCUGAAGACAUUUGCCCCCAGGUUUUUACUACUUUUUAAGGGCCUUUGUUAAUAAAUAAACUGUAGUUGUACAUACUAAAUAAACCCUCAGUAUUCACAAGCAAUAAGAAAGCCAAGUAUAGCUGUCUUUUCCAGGCAGCAGGGCUGAACUUGGUUUGGGGACUGUAUAUGAGCUAACAUGUCAAGCUCUCUGAAAGCCCCAAACAAAUGCAAGCAAUAACUUCAAACACAGGUUUUAGAUGUUAAAACCGUCUGGGUAGUAUUUUCUGCUACAUGAUCCAAAGUCCCUAAAGUCGCAGUAGCUAUUUUAAAUCCAUAGAGACACUUGCAAAGAAAGAAGGCAGGCUAAAUGAGAAACAGGCUGCAAAGUUUCCUGGUACUUUGGACUAGAACUGCAGUGUUCUCCCACUCGGAGAUGCAAAUGGCCUAGGCCACUUUGUCCAGCCUUCUCUGUUGAUUUGAGAAACAUGACUAAAUACUGAUCAACUAAGUCACAAGUGUGGAUGCUGUGGGUUUCACAUCUGUUUUCUGCUAAUCAGAAGUAACUUUUCUGCUGUUUGUUUGAAUCCGAUCAAAGUUGUCUGAUGCACAGAUUUAGGAGUGGGACAGGUGUUAAAAGCCUGUUCCUGCAGUCCCAUCAUCUGACCCUUCCUCCACACUCCUUCUCCACUUGGUGCAAGACCCUUGAGGACAUGAAAACAGAGAAAUCUUGCAACUCUCCCAAACUGCCAUCAGUUGUGCGAACCAGUAACCCUCUGGGAGUCAUCUUGGACUCCAACUAACUUUAUCACAUUUGCUGCUACAUUCGUAAAAUGAACUUUUGGCUGUAUUUAUUAGCAAAUUUUAAUCUAGUUUACAGGUUGGGUUUUUUUUGUUUUCUUUUGAUUAGUUUUUGCCCACAGAUGGAUUAGAAAUGUUGGGGUGUUUGGGUUGAUGGGUUGUUUGUUUUGUUCUAGUUUUGUUUUGGUUUUGAGUGAAUUGGUGAAAGCAAAGUGGUCCCUCUUCCGCUUUUGUUUUGGAUUUUUUUUUUUUAUUAUUAUUUUUUUUUGGUAGGGAAAACCUACAGCCAAGCCAAACUGUGGAAGGCUCCCUCCCACAUCAACUUUUCAUCUUUUGCUGAACUGGGGGGAAAUCAUUAAAGGGACACUUGCUUUUUGUUUGGGCUUGUUUGUUGUUUUGGUUUGUUGGAUUUUUUUCCAUAAUGAACCAGAAGGUAAAAGCAGUAGGUAAACAACUGAUUAAUUAACACUUUAUGCAAUUUUAAUUUUAUAGAUAUUAAAAAAAGGUUUGGUAGACUUUGAUUGGUCCAAGCUCCGGUGAAGUGGCUGUUACCCUCCAUGACUUACUUGAUUCAGGCUUUUGUCCUUUGUUUAAGUGCCUUUUUUUUUUUAAUUUUAUUUCCCUAUCCUCUUUAAACUUUUCUCAGAGAUCCUGAAGUGCUAGAAGGCAUUUUGGAGGAAAAUCUUAAGCUUGCCAAGAUGGCUUUAUGCUGUUAUACUAUUUUUUUCCCUUUUGUAAAGAAAAAAACAACCAAGUGUGUAAUGUGUAUAACUUCAUGCUGCUGUACCAUGGUGUUGGUUCUGUGUGCUUGUGCAUUCUUUCUCUCUCACGCACACACGUGCACACACACACACACAUACACAGCAAUAUUUCUGAAACCUGUUCAUCCUUCUACAUUCUCCUGGCUCUGUCAAACUACUUAAUGGUGAAGGUUUGUGCAAAGAUGGCAGUACAAUAAAAGAGCGUGUGCAUGAGUGUGCGUAAACGUGCAUGAGAGAAAGGAAGUGGCUAAUGGGAAUGAAACUUCUUGCAUUUUUCUCUGAAGGUUUUAAUUUUUUCUUAAUUAGGUCAUGAGUAAAACAUUAUGAGCCCUGUCUGGCAACCUUAUUAGCUACUGGACUGUUUCACACAAUUAUUGAGGCAAAGAUGUGUGGCUGAUAGCCCCAAGGACACGUGGGGGAAAGAGAGUUAAAACAGGAGCUUAAAUAAGUUUGAGAUGAACUGCAAGGCAUCCUGUGUGCAGCUAGUCACAUCUGCUUAACACCGGUUAUUGCAAGGAUUCUCACACUUACCAAAGUUGUCACUUUCCACUGUCCAUCAUAUGUAAAAAGAAAUUUGGUAAAACCUGCAAGAGUGCAGGUGCUAAUUGAAUUUAAAACUGGCUACGCUUCACAUGCUGCCUAAGUUCCUCACCAUCAAGUACUUUUCUAGUUGUAUUUUUUCUUAAUUUAUUGAGAUUUUAUUAAUGGUUUGUUCUCUUAUGACUCUGUUGUUAGCUGCAGGUGAACUCUCAUAAUAUUGUCUGUGCUUGUUUCCUUGUUCUCUGACAAAAUUAGCUAUCUGCAAUAGAUGAUCUAGUGAUUUCAACACCUUUGUGCUGAGGAUCUGUCUAACUUAUGAUUAUUAUAAACAAGAAUACCUGAAAUUAGCAAUUCACUUGUUGACCAAGUGCUAAACUUAAGGUAACAUGUAUGCAUCAUUAGACUGUUCUAGUUCUGUGAUGUGCUUCCCCUGGGGAAGAUCUAAUUUUGAGUUGCAGUAUGAAAAGGAAGCAUUUAUUUUACCAAAUGGGAAUGGAAUGAAGAGUCCUUUGUGAGUGGAGAACCAGACUGGAAAACAAAGUAUGAUACCAAAUACAACAUAUUUCCUGUGGCAGAGAAUAGCCUCAGUUCUUGGCUUGUCUUCACAUAUUUGACUAAACCUAUUAUGUAAACUAAACGAUAGGCGGAUUUCUCCUACCAAUCCAAUGGUGCCAGUCAAAGAUAGGACUAUUGCUGGUAGCUCAGCCAGUUGGAGUGAUAGUUGAGGGUGCUUCUUAAUCUCUUUAGAUGCAUUAGUGAAGUUACUUAAGUGGAGUUUGCCGCACCCACCUGUGUUGCUGUUUAAUUAAUUUUGGUCGCAAAUGCUCUUUUUCCUAGGCUGAUCUGUGGGAGUCUACAGCUGGUGAUGAUGGCUGAGUGUUGCAGUCUUUUCUAACAAAUGCAGCUGUUGUGAAAAUCUGUGCUGCUUAAGAAAUCACUACCAAAAUAAGCAGCCAGAAGUAUGAUUACUGGGCCACUGGGAAGAUGAGCAUUGUGUAGGGGAACGUUUUGUUUGUGGAAACUUCCACUGUGGCUUCAUCAUCCUUUUUCUAUGACCUGAUGAUCCCUUGCUGCUGUAAUAGCUUUUUGGGUCUGUAGAAAGCCCUGCUGCUGCUAUGAGUUAUGCUGAGAGAUCAGUAUGGCCUGGAACUGGCCCAAAACUGGGGAAUUACAAAGAUUCCCCACAGCUGUUUUUGCACACUCAUAAACAACACUGCACUGAUCUUGUCAGUAGUCAAGGAUAUAGGUGUGUAUUUUGUAGCCAUUUUUGACAGCUAUAAUUCUACAGAGCAACUCGGGGAGGAGAAAAAAAAAGAAGAAAAAAACCCACCACCACCCCCCAUGUUUUAUAUCUAGAAACGCAUUUCAGUCUCUUCCCUUGCUGUCAUCUCCUGCUUAAAUAACAACCAUUAACUAGUAAGUUUUUCUUCAUAAUGAAGUAAUCCCAAGCAAGCAACGUACACUCUGUUUGACUCCUAUCAUGUGCAAUGCUAAAAGGGUUUUUUAUGUUUCUUUCUUCUUUUUCCUCCUAGUAAUGUGUACAGAAGUGUUUUAUUGACAGACAGUCAUGUUUGCUGCUGUCUAGUACCAAGAGAAAAAGAGCAGGGGAGAAUCAACCAAAACCAGUCAGGAGAUGCUAUCAUAGUAGGCCAAACCAUGUAGCUGCCAAGGCAGCCAGAGCUACAUUAAAACUUAGCAGAUUUCACCAGAGGAGUGGGGAAUGAAACUGUCUUGUGUUCUCAGCUUUUUCCAGAUAAAGCCUUAGUUUGAUUAGUAGUCACUAAUAUCAACUAUGCAGAUAAGUAUAUGUGUUUCAGUGUUACAUGCAUUCCUUUUCCUAGCUACCCCUCUUAACACAUACUGAAAUUUUACCCAAAGAAAAUGGAAUAUUUUUGAAUGUCUGUACUGCAGAAUUUUUUUGCUAACAUGAAGAAAAAAACUGUAUUUUAAAAAAGAAACCCUUUCAUUGAUGCAACACGUAGUGUCAAGUGUCAUGAAGUUGCUUUGAGAGGGAAGCUAAAAUCACCUCUUGUGACAGGUUUUAGUCUGAGAGUUUCUCAGAAUAUUCAGCUCUCACAAUUGGUUUAAGAAGCCGCAGCAAUGUUUUUUGAUGUACAGAUUGGAUUUGGGGAGAAACUAAUGAGACAUCCCAGGUUUCUUUCCAGCAUCAGAAGUGAAUUAAAUUAGUUUUUCACUGAAAUGAAGUUGCUUCUAAACAUGGGGAGUUAUCAGCUAAGUAAAAGCUAAAUCACAGUCCCCAGGUGUUUCUCACUGGUCUUUUAGUCUUGUUGUAUGUAACUCAAAUAACAAUUUAGCUCAGAGAUGAGAACCGUAGUGUGUGUUUUAUUGCCGGUGAUUCCAUCAUGUAGCAAUUAGUACCAUGUUCUUGCAUAGUUCUCAAGAUCUGUAUUGGAAAUAGAUGGAGAAAGUUUAUUUUUGGACUACUGUUUAAAAAAAAAAAUACAAAAUUAACUCCUACUUUUUACCCUCAAAAGUCUACUGAGCAGCGCUAUAUUUUAGCAGUUAAACUAGUACCCUUGUUAUGUGAUUUGUCUCUUGUAGUCUUCUUUUACUAAGGGUUAAAAGCAUUUAAUUAGUAAUCCUUACAAUGUUGGCAUUCUCUAGCUUAAGAUCAGGUGCUUAUAAUAAAAAGGGCAUCUGGGUUGAUAACUUCUGAUGGUACAAAAUCUCCAUGUUCAGAAUAUUUCAUUGGAAGGAAAAACAGGUGUGGGUGCAAGUCCCUUUGGUUCUGCCUGAUAAAAGAGGCUCAGUGAAGAAAAGUGCCCUGCACAGCUAAUGGCAGUAGGGAUCAUCCCCUCAACAGCAGUUUGGCCUCCAUAUCCUUUGUUUGGUGUCACUUUUAGUAUAUAAAUAUUUUAGCAAGUUUGGAUGUAGCCAGCUUAACUCUACCUGACUUGCUGUGAUCCCCCAGACAAUGAAGGGCUGAGAAACCAUUUUGCUGCCUUUCACUGGGGAGCUCAGAACAAAAGGCUGGCCGAGGUUUAUUUUUUAUAAACAAAGUGUUAAAUCACUGCGAGAAUUCUUUGCAUUCCUCAGCUUCAAACAAAGGAAUGCACAGUUACUACAAGAUGGCAAACCUGUUUGAGUUGUUGAUUCCUGUGAUGCUUUACUCAGUCCUUCAUGACUUUGUACAAGAUCACCUUCCUCCUUUUAAUACUCGCACAUUUCGGAUUAUAGGGCUUAGUGAUGGAGAGAGGAUCUCAACAGCCUUGUGCUUACCUGAUGAGCUUUCCAGGGAAACUGCCCCGUGAAAUGCUCCCCUCUUGUGACAACAAGCCUGAACAACCAAAUGCAGCUACAUUUGGGUGGUUAGCACCACUUUCAUUUGGAAUUUUUAGGGAGGUAUGUUCCAAUAACUUCAAGGGAUACUGUGUUUUAAAUGUGUGGUUUCUUUCCUCUCUCCAUAUAAAACUGGACCUGAACACAAGUUUUGAGUUGUUGGGGGUUUUUUUGUAAUAAUCUCAGGACCUGAAAGAUUGUAGCAUUUAGUGUGUCUUAAAAAUGAUGUACUGUACCAGCCAUGGAUUUUGUAAAUAACACCUGUCUCCCUUUUUUGUAUUUUAAUUUUUUAAAAGUGUGUAAGGCUCUUUGCCAGAGGAACUGGUGCCUGCUUUAUCUCCAUCCUGAACUGAGGCAGGAAAAAGGAAGAAGCUGCUGCCACAAAAGCCUGCGUCAGUUCCAAAUACGUAUAUUGUUCUGGUCAGUUUAAUGGCUGUUAGUCUUUUGUUAGUUGGGAAGCUGGUUUGUUCUCCUGCACGUUUCCAGUUGUGGGUAGCAGAGCCCUAUCAGGGAGGCUAAUUUUAACUCUCUUCUGUGUGACUACUUGAUGUUUUCACUCCUUCCAGGUACUCAGGUUUGCUAUCCCUGAGCAGUCCAAUGCUUUCAGAGGUCAGGACUAUUGGCCCUCUGCAAAAAUAACUGGAGAGCAUUUCAUUUUAUCAGUGCUUUGAUCCAAACACAGUAAUGGGGUUUGUAUCCUGCACCUUGCAGGUAAUGCUGCCUUCACCUGUUCCGGGAGGGACUUGCCCUUUUCUGCUUUCCUGAAAGGAGUGCAAAGCUUUUUUUUUGGCAGCAGACUUUGCUCUGGGAUCCACCCUUGCCGGCAGACCCCUGUUCUGCAGUAGGAGCCUUACUCAAUUCGGCAUAGCUGUUCCCUGUCCCUGACCGCGACAGGCUUUUUCAUGAGUGUACUUUUCUUUUUUUAUGUGUCCCGUGUCUGUGCUGUAUUAAAUAAAGAGGAAUGUACAUAUUAGUCCUGUCUCUGUGAUUUCUCACAAAAAUAAAGAUGUAAAAAGGUUU
Molecule: messenger RNA, 12722 nt
Organism: Manacus vitellinus (golden-collared manakin)
Lineage: Eukaryota; Metazoa; Chordata; Aves; Passeriformes; Pipridae
Gene: UBN2
Product: ubinuclein 2
Exons: 16
Coding region: 61-3540 (1159 amino acids)
Cellular component (GO): nucleus
Source: RefSeq, a predicted model, not a curated record